UUCCAGUGGAGACCUCAUAUAAACAGUGGACUGACGUUUGACUUGAAAAGUUGGCUAUCCCUGUCUCCGGACGAAAGACCUGACGUCAUCAUUGCGGGAAUGGGCGUGUGGCGCAUGUAUGAGAGUAAUGCGUCAGUGGAAGGCGAAGAAUCCUACCGUGGAAAUCUAUCAGCUUUGGUGCCGUAUUUCAAAGAAUUAAAGAAACACAGUCAUGUAGUCUGGAUGCCUCAAGAUCCUGUUAACGAAAGGAUUUUGGAUGAAAAAAGACGCAUGUUGUCCAACAGGCUUGUUGAUAGAUACAACACGAUAGCACGAGAUGUCUUAGAAACAGAGAAGAUUCCAAUAUGGUGGUCAUCGUUCCUAACUGCUCGACAUUUCCGUUCGUUUUAUAGGGACUGUCUUCAUAUAUAUCCCAUCGUUGAUAAAUAUAAAAGUCAAAUACUGGUGAACUGGCUUUGCCAAAACCAGAGAAACGCAUCGCAUCAUAAAAAUUGUUGCGAGAUGUAAACUGUCUGAAUCAUUGUGGGCUGUCAGCUGUGUUACUAGUUACUCCUCUGAGUAGAUACAGGAUGCAAAU
Liolophura sinensis is the source of this 577-nucleotide messenger RNA. RefSeq names its product N-acetylneuraminate 9-O-acetyltransferase-like. The transcript is spliced from 6 exons. The record is from RefSeq and is a predicted model, not a curated record. The coding region runs from base 100 to 507 and encodes 135 amino acids. Lineage: Eukaryota; Metazoa; Mollusca; Polyplacophora; Chitonida; Chitonidae.